AUGGCAAACCAGAGGCGGCGGCAGUCCUUCCAGCCCUGGGUAUUGAAGCCAGUGCCCCCGGGCAUGAACUGCAAGCCCUGGUACAGCGACAGACUGCCUUCCAAGUGUUUCCCGAAGCACAAGAAGAAGAGUAUGAAGUUCCCCACCUCCCUGGACGGCCGGAGGUGGGUAUUUGUGAAGGAAGGGCUGGAUGACUUCAGGAGAGGCUGUCCCCCGUGUGACGGUAUGAUCACUCGUGGCACCAAGGAGGCCUUUCUCCCCACCAUUUCUCACCCAGCCCCCCGAGCGAGUCACAGAAAGCCGCUCAAGGAUGCAAGCCUGUUUUCCACGCUCUCCAAGGCCCAGCAAGAACGCAGGGCAUUCGUGAAGGACAUCGAAGCCAGCCUGACCAAGCAUCCCUUGGCUCUUUACCCAUCUCUGGAAGAAAAUAUAUCUUCAGACCUCUUACUGAAGGUGUUGGAAUUGCUGGACCCUGACAAGAAGAUGGAGGACACAUGGGCUUAUUGCCAGGGCCUUGAGAAAGAACGCAAGGAUCCUACCAAGAUUUGCAAACAGCCUCGUACAAAAAUCUACAUGGAAUCUCCCAGGAUUCCCGAGUCUCUUAGAGACCAGCUGUCUCACAAACCCAGGCGCCUGAGAAAGGAUUUGCUUGACGUUCUGAAACGAAGAUUCAUACCCAAAGGAGUGCACGACUUCUGUGAAUGGGUUAACACUUUUGGAGACUUGGGCAUUGAUGAAAACUUCAUUAUGCAACAAUUUGACAUUGGCUGUGAGUGCAAACCGACCUAUAAGGACUCCUGCAUCAAGAAGGUGAAUAUGGUUCCUCUAGAGCUCAGGUACUGCAGGAAGCUCAGUAAAGUGAAGGCCCUAAGAUUCUCCAUUCAGGAAACAAACUUCGAGAGAAAACUGCGGCAACCACAGGAUCCCUAUAAAUCCAAGUGGGUGAAGAUUAGGUAUGGAGCCUGGUACUUGAAGCCUUACCUGUGGAAAAAGCUAAGAGAAAACGAGCCCUUGAUUGACCCCAGGAUCUUCCUUGAAGAGGUUCAUCCACCAGACAUUAUUGAAGAACUUUAUGGAACAAUUGCCUUUAAGGAUUUCAUCAUAAGCAAAGGCUACAAUAUGCCAAGCAUCCUUGAGAAGCUGUUCAUCAGGAAGGGAUGGGAUUAUGAUUCUGUUAAUACUCCUAUACCGAGAGUAGUAAAAGCUCAUGCAAUCAUAGAUGAUGACGAUGACUAUGAUGACGACGACGACCACGAUGAUGAUGAUGAAAAUGACAACUAG
Molecule: messenger RNA, 1281 nt
Organism: Castor canadensis (American beaver)
Lineage: Eukaryota; Metazoa; Chordata; Mammalia; Rodentia; Castoridae
Source: RefSeq, a predicted model, not a curated record